AAACUUUCGUCAUGGAUAAAGAUAAAUUAAAAACUUUUCUAAACUCCGCUGUAGAUAUAAAUAUAUUACAAGAUGCUUGGGAAUGAUGAUUAUCCUGCCGAUAUGUUUGACCUUCUCUUGAUUGAUCUCAAUUCCAAAGACCUCCAUGAAACAAUAUCUAAAGAUCUUAAAAUUCAAUACUUAUCGGAUACUCAACAAACAGAAUUAAAGGAAACAAACGGCGUGAUAUUCGGCUCUAAUUUAAGAGUCAUCGUCUCUUUACCGGUUACUAUCAAACAAAAAACAAAAAACGUCCACUUUAUACUGGACACUGGGUCCCCAAAAACAUACAUUUGCGAAGAAGUGUACGAAUCUUUCAAACUACAAUCUCGCACACCAAUUUAUCAAGUGUUCAUAAACAACAAACGUACUGUCGUUUACUUGCCUCCCAUCAAUUCCCACUUUACGGACGUAAACAUUUUAGGAGUGGAAUACUUGAAAAGUUCUGGAACAAAUCUCAGCAUAAUUCUCACCAACGAUUAUGAUAAUAUUUCUUUACAAUUUAAUCAUGAAAGAAAUGAAGACAUCUCUCAAUUACAAAGCACUUUUCAAGUAGAUCUCGACGUUCAAGGGAAAAUACUAGGGACUUUUCUACUUGUUACGAUUGUUUCGGUUGCUAUUCGUAACAGAAAACCCGGUUUCUUUCUUUUUAUCGCAACUAUAUCAUUAUCUUAUAAUAUAUACAAAAUUUGUAUUGAAAGUUAUUUUUAAUAAUUGAUUACACUAUUAGUUGCAGAGAUAGCAAACUAGAAUUCUAGUAGCUCAAUUUAUUUCAAGUUUUAAAUUAGUUAAACCUCCCUCCUCUUACUAUUUUCUUCUCAUUUUCUUAAUUUUAUAAUUUCUUUCUUUU
This is a messenger RNA of Rhizophagus irregularis DAOM 181602=DAOM 197198, 889 nucleotides long. RefSeq lists its product as uncharacterized. Gene Ontology annotation, biological process: proteolysis. Gene Ontology annotation, molecular function: aspartic-type endopeptidase activity. NCBI's taxonomy places the organism in Eukaryota, Fungi, Glomeromycota, Glomeromycetes, Glomerales, Glomeraceae. The record is from RefSeq and is a predicted model, not a curated record.